Molecule: messenger RNA, 1674 nt
Organism: Lampris incognitus (smalleye Pacific opah)
Lineage: Eukaryota; Metazoa; Chordata; Actinopteri; Lampriformes; Lampridae
Gene: kcnj20
Product: potassium inwardly rectifying channel subfamily J member 20
Biological process (GO): regulation of monoatomic ion transmembrane transport; potassium ion import across plasma membrane
Cellular component (GO): plasma membrane
Molecular function (GO): inward rectifier potassium channel activity
Source: RefSeq, a predicted model, not a curated record
AUGAAAGAGGAAAAAGAGAAAAAGACAGGGGGACCCCAGAUAGAAAAAAAGGAUCCUCUUCCAUACGAGGUGGGAAGAUGUAGCCCACAGCCACAGGGACAGUGUGAGGGCGGAGUAUAUCCGGUAUUAAACAUUACGGAUGGUACGUUUCAAACUGAAACAGCUCCGGUGCCCAGCGCCCCCAAGAUAGCGACCCGAUCACGGGGGAGAAUAGAGACUGUGAAUGAAGGGCCUAGCUCCCCGGAGGAGGAGGAGGACGAGGAAGAAGAAGUCCCGUUUAAACAGAGAUUAGCCAGACAACAGCUGGCUCGGGAAACGGGGGAGAGGCCAGUGGUCAUCACAGGCUCAUUGUCGGGGGUGUGUGAAGAUGAUAAUGGGAUAUUAGAUACCUACCACUUGGGAGCCACGGGCGUAGCCCAGGGAAGCUGGGAAGAUGAGGGAGAGGGAGGCAGACCGGAAGGGAGGCUUGGUAACCAUAGCAACCACAAACACUACUGGCGCAGACACAAAAGUACAACAGACAUCCCUUAUAGCCCUUAUCGAGGGAAUAUGCGGUUGGUUCCACCAACCUACCAAGGUCCUACGGAAGCAGAGUUAGCCCUUUUACGACGCUGCUCACUGAGAGAGACUAUUGGGAUUUCACACUGCCCCCGUCAUGCCCUCAGUGUGCCUAACAUGGGCAACACCAGCCCCCUUCGGGGCUUCAACACUAGUCCUGUUCAUAACACAUCACUAUCGCCUGCACAUAGCACCCUGUCUGGUCCUGAUCGAGAGAUGGAGAAACUGGCCAAGGCCCACAGUAAACUCCUGGAGCGUGACUGUGCUCAGGCACCCACCAUUCCUUCAGAAAUCCGGGAACAGCGCCGUUAUCUUUCCAAGGAUUGAAAGUGCCGUGUCAACCUUUGUCACAUUUCUGAUAGGGGGCGUUUCCUGUCUGACAUAUUCACCUCUUUUGUGGACCUCCAGUACCGUUGGUUCCUCUUUGUUUUCAUGAUGUGCUACACUACUACCUGGUUCUUGUUUGCAGGUCUGUACUUCUUGAAUACCUACCUCCGAGGUGACCUGGGACCGGAGCAGUCCCCCAACAGCAGUCAUCACCUCCACUUACACCAGAGGCCCUGCUACUCAAAUGUAGAUGGCUAUCUCUUCUCUGUGGAGACACAGCGCACUAUUGGCUAUGGCUCAUGCACUGUGUCUCCUAUCUGUCAUGAGGGCAUCCUGCUGGUGAUGAUGCAGUGCAUUGUAGGCUCCAUGAUUGAUGCCCUCAUGGUGGGUUGCAUGUUUGUGAAAAUAUCUCGGCCCAAAAAGCGGGCUGAGACCCUGCUCUUCAGCCGCACCUGUGUCAUUGCCAACCGGGAUGACCAGUUCUGUUUGAUGUUCCGUCUGGGGGACCUGAGAGAAAGCCACAUGGUGAAUGCUAAGGUCCACGCCAAGUUAAUCAAAUCUCGCCAAACAGCGGAGGGAGAGUUUCUCCCUCUCGAGCAGUCAGAGAUUGACUUGGGCUAUGAGAGUGGCUCAGACCACCUGUUCCUGGUGGAGCCUCAGGUAAUUCAGCAUAUAAUUAACUCCAGCAGUCCAUUCUGGGAUCUUGGUCCAGAGCAGCUUAGACGUCAACAGUUCGAAAUCAUCGUCAUUCUUGAAGGAAUUGUUGAGGCCACGGGUGAGUUAUCCUGA